UGUCGCACUGAAUUCAGUGUCCACUUAUUUGCCCAUCUACGUUGUCGAUUACUGUGCGAAAUGAUGAUACUCGUUAAUCUUGUAUUGAUUGUUACGGCAGUAAUACUUUUCUUUAUAUAUGCCAGAGGCAAGCUCAAUUACUGGAAGAAACGCGGCGUCGAGUCCCUCGAGGGCGAUCUGAUCUUCGGCAACUUCAAGGACGCCAUACUCUUCCGCUCUGCGCCGGGAUGGCAUAUCGGUCAGUUGUACAAAGCCGCUUGGGCGGACGCGGCUUACGUCGGCUUUUACAUCUUCCACAAGCCGUGUCUGCUGUUGCGCGACCCGGACGUCAUCAGGCAGUUCAUGAUUCACGACUUCAAGAACUUCUCCGAUCGCCACUUCGCUAGCUCCAAUCAGAAGGACAGCAUCGGUAUGAGAAAUCUGUUCGGCGUGAAGAACCCGGUAUGGAAGUACCUGCGCCUCGGCACGAAAAUGGACACCUUUCACCAUCCGAACACGGAGUUCUUGUCCGGAGUUUACAAAUUCUUUCACUCGUUCAAGAGGAUGGUCGCUCUGGUGACGGUGUUCUUCAUGCCCGAGCUGGUGGAGCUGAUCGGGGCGAAGAUACUGUUCGACUCCUCCUUCGUGCGUAAGGUUUUCUGGAGCGCGAUGGAGAAUCGCGAGAAAACCGGCGAGAAACGAGGCGAUUUCAUCGACUCGUUGCUCCAACUCAAGUACGGCGAACAGAAUCCUGUUUACAGUGAGUAA
Molecule: messenger RNA, 747 nt
Organism: Linepithema humile (Argentine ant)
Lineage: Eukaryota; Metazoa; Arthropoda; Insecta; Hymenoptera; Formicidae
Source: RefSeq, a predicted model, not a curated record